CCGCCGCCUGCCGCCGCCGUCGCGAUGCCUAUUUUAGUCAAAGCGGCUGCGGGCUUGGGGACCCGGCCCGGGCAGCGGAGCUUCCGGACCCGCCGACCCGCCGAGAAGCGCGCGUCGGGCUCCCGUCGAGCAGCUGAGCCCGUGUGCUCCGCGUCCCGCGCCCCGAAGCUGCCGCUCCGAACUUUGGUCGGCGCUGCCCAGGCUCCCCGCCAGGGACCAGCCAGGAAUUUUCAAAAUGAAUUAUACAGAGUCCAGCCCAUUGAGAGAAUCAACUGCCAUAGGUUUUACACCUGAGUUAGAAAGUAUCAUACCUGUGCCUUCCAAUAAGACCACUUGUGAAAACUGGAGAGAGAUACAUCAUCUGGUUUUUCAUGUAGCAAAUAUUUGUUUUGCAGUUGGGUUGGUUAUUCCAACUACUCUUCACCUUCAUAUGAUAUUUCUUAGGGGAAUGUUAACUCUAGGAUGUACCCUUUAUAUCGUCUGGGCCACUCUCUACCGAUGUGCCUUGGAUAUAAUGAUCUGGAACUCUGUGUUCUUGGGUGUCAACAUUUUGCAUCUGUCGUAUCUUUUAUACAAGAAGAGACCGGUAAAGAUUGAAAAGGAACUCAGUGGCAUCUACCGGCGAUUGUUUGAACCACUCCGUGUGCCUCCAGAUUUGUUCAGAAGACUAACUGGACAGUUUUGCAUGAUCCAAACCUUGAAAAAGGGCCAAACUUAUGCUGCAGAGGAUAAAACCUCAGUUGAUGACCGUCUGAGUAUUCUCUUGAAGGGAAAAAUGAAGGUCUCCUAUCGAGGACAUUUUCUGCAUAACAUUUACCCCUGUGCCUUUAUAGAUUCUCCUGAAUUUAGAUCAACUCAGAUGCACAAAGGUGAAAAAUUCCAGGUCACCAUUAUUGCAGAUGAUAACUGCAGAUUUUUAUGCUGGUCAAGAGAAAGAUUAACAUACUUUCUGGAAUCAGAACCUUUCUUGUAUGAAAUUUUUAGGUAUCUUAUUGGAAAAGACAUCACAAAUAAGCUCUACUCGUUGAAUGAUCCCACCUUAAAUGAUAAAAAAGCCAAAAAGCUGGAACAUCAGCUCAGCCUCUGCACACAGAUCUCCAUGUUGGAAAUGAGGAACAGUAUAGCCAGCUCCAGUGACAGUGACGACGGCUUGCACCAGUUUCUUCGGGGUACCUCCAGCAUGUCCUCUCUUCAUGUGUCAUCCCCACACCAGCGAGCCUCUGCCAAGAUGAAACCAAUAGAAGAAGGAGCAGAAGAUGAUGAUGACGUCUUUGAACCGGCAUCUCCAAAUACAUUGAAAGUCCAUCAGCUGCCUUGAUCAGAGAGAGAAUUCAGGUUACCAAGAUGGAAGGUGUCUUGAAGAGAUCCUGAAAAAUACCAGCACUUUUUCAUGGCUUUUAGGUUAUUCUGCUUUAGUGCAUCCAGACUGGUAGAGUCUGAGGGAGGAAGUGAGGAAGGGUCAAGGAUGGAAGAGUUCUUUCACUUACCUUUUUAUUAGUCAGCUUUUAAAGUAAUUGUUUUACUGAGCCUUCUGACUAUGCCUUGUUCUCUUUUGAGAUAUAUAUUUUCACAGUCUUUUCUAGAUAUAUUAUUGUUUUAACUUAACAAAUCUUAGCAAUCUCUCAAUGCCUUUUCACUUAUUUUUUUCCAAGUUAUGAUUCUUUUUCCUCACAGUCUUUUUUGUUCCAUGGCAAUGAGGUGGUCCAUUUGAUAAUUUUAACAAACAAUGUAAGUUUAAAAUUGAGGCUAAGGUAACAUGAAAAAGCAGGGAAUCUCAAACUUUAUUCCAUAUAUAUAUAUAUAUAUAUAUAUAUAUAUAUAUAUAUAUAAUUUUUUUUUUUUUUGAGAUGGAGUUUCACUCUGUCACCCAGGCUGGAGUGUAGUGGCGCAAUCUCGGCUCACUGCAAACUCCACCUCCUGGAUUCACACCACUCUUCUGCCUCAGCCUCCCGAGUAGCUGGGACUACAGGCACCUGCCACCGCGCCCAGCUAAUUUUUUGUAUUUUUAGUAGAGACGGGGUUUCACCGUGUUAGCCAGGAUGGUCUUGAUCUUUGAUCUCCUGACCUCGUGAUCCGCCCGCCUUGGCCUCCCAAAGUGCUGGGAUUACAGGCGUGAGCCACCGCGCCCGGCCUAUUCCAUAUUUUUUUAAUGGGACAUUUUAGAGAAAGGUGUGAUUUGACUGGUUUUGUUUUCCUCUCAGGCCAGAAGUAUUACUUCACUAGAUCACCUUACUUAAUUGGGCACUGUGUGGAUAACUUGAUAAUGAACAAAACUCUCAGAUUUUACUCACAUUACCCUUGUAUUAUGCCAUUUAUAAACUGCCCUGAAACCUGAAGCUGGAAAGAUAACAGAUGGGUUUCUGAGCACGGGGUUAACCUCCAGCUAAACUCAACUUCCUUGGGAUUUGGAGUCACCAUGUUGUGCACACUCUGGUGUGGGAAACACUUUAUGUAGGGUGGGAGGACAGGGGAGUUAAAUGGCUGGGCAGGUGCCACAGGAUGAGGCCACUGAAAGAUCUGCUUCAUUCUUUGAUCUGUAUUCUGAAGUUCCAGAUUGUUCAUCUAGAGGCAGAGACGUCUCUUUUAAAAAAGUGCCAGAUGCCCCAGUGCCAGAGCUGUGAACGUGAACACAGUGGAAGGCAGAGGGUUUACUACAGGCCAGGCCAUGGACACCCCACCCAGAUCCUGCAGUGAGGGCCUUGAUUCCAGAGCUCUCUUUUCUACUGAAAUCAUGGUUUAGUAAACAGUGGCAUUUGGCUGGUGGGAAAUGCGUAACUGGUCAGUGUGUCUGGCCAGCGUGGCUGUGGCACUUGGCCAGGAUGCUCCGUUGAAUGAAGCUCAUUGAUUGGCCAUGCUGGUCAUGUCUAUUUUGCUUCAUCCACUAGAACCAACUUUGAGUCAGUCUCCUGUUACGUUAAAUGGCUAAGAAAAGUUCCAAAUGAAGUUGUUCUCAGGUGAACUGAGCCAAAAGAAGCAACUCUUAGCAUGAGGUGAUUUCUGUUAGAGGAGACAUAUAAAUAAGCUCAUCUAGGGUCACCUCAUUUUCCUAAAUAUGUUUUUAAAGCAAUUAUUUUAGUAAUUUCAUUUGAGUUAAAUUUACAUGCUCGGUCACUCAUUGAAAAAAUUUAUGCAGACUCUGAAUCCAGUUCCUGACAUCUUCAGAUGUUGGUUUAUUGACAUCACAGUAAAAAGGCUACUGUCGACUGGACACAGUGGCUCACACCUGUAAUCACAGCACUUUGGGGGGCCAAGGUGGGUGGAUUGCUUAAGCCCAGGACUUCAAGACCAGCCUGGGCAACAUGGCUAAACCCCAUCUCUACAAAAAAAUUAGCCGGGCGUGGUGGUGCAUACCUGUAGUCCCAGCUACUCAGAAGGCUGAGGUGGGAGGUUCGCUUGAACCUGGGAGGUUGAGGUUGCAGUGAGCCCAGAUCACACCACUGCACUCCAGCCUGGGCAACAGAGUGAGACCCUAUUUCAAAAAAAGGCUGCUUUCACUGUACUGCUGCAGCAGUCUCUUCAGGUAGCUAAAUUAGGAGCUUGUUUUGGAGAAAUGAAGCAAAGGUGAAUGACAGCCUAGGCUUUGAAAUUAUAAAGCUCUCUCAGGUUGAACUCUCUCGUGCGCUCUCGCUCUCACUUUCGCCCUGUACCUGAGAGCACAGGUGUGACUGUGAUGUCAUAGUGCCGAGACUACUUUCAUUUAACCAUUGGGGUUAAGUUGGGCAGCCCAUUUAGUUUACACGCGCAUAAGACUAAUUUACAAAAUCACUCUAUACAGUCAUUAGAUGUAACAUCCUUCCCUGAGUAGAAAGUAAUGCAUGUGUUUGGAGAUUAUUUUCUGUAAUGCUGGGAACAAACCUGUUUUAAAAGCACACUGCUAAAAGUAGGUGAUAUAAGACCAUUUGCUGUUUUUAUUAAAGUAUGUGUAUGUAUCAGUGUCUCAAUGUGAAGAUUGUAACCUCAAGAUUAGGAAUCUUAAAAGAGCCACUUAGCCUGAAUGGGAAACGUGAAACUAUUUUUAAAUACACACCUCUAAGGAAGAAGCCCUCCCAUGUAGACUUGAUCUCAAAGAAGCAGAUAAGAAGACAGAAAAGUGUUUUAAGUGUAAGAUCUCCUAUGGAGUACUUUAAAUUCAUUUAUACAAAUGAAUAAGUGUAUCUUUGUAUAAUGCAUAAAUACAUAGAUAAAAACAUGUUUGCUGCCAAAGUUCCCAAUAAGAUGCUUCCUGUGUUUUUUGGCCUUUACUUAGCUGAAUCAUCAAAGUUCAGAAAAUGGUCUGCAAAAGUUACUCCAUAUACAACCCCAAAUCUACUACUUUAAAUGUAACAUCAACUCAGUUGUAUGAAUCUGGAGUGUAAUAUUUAUAUUAGAAUGUAUAUGUCAUUUAAAAUAUUUUGAAAGCCCUCAUAAAUAUUUAUAUUUACUAAACUAAUAGCAUAGACACUAUAUAAAUCCGCAGUGAUGCUUAUAUAUCUUAAAUUAGUAAUAAUGGGUGCUAUAUAAUUAUUUUCAGUUACUAUCCCUGACUCUCUGGAAUCUUCUCCAUUUCUCCCUAUCACUCAAUUUCAUUUUAAUCAUUGGACACCUUUGCGUUUUGCUGCUAACAGUGUGUGUAUGUCACCCUCUUUAUAUCUGGUUUUCCCACUUGUCUGAAGCUCUCCUGAUCUUAGAACCUGGAUCUGCAGAUUCCUCUGUGUCAGCUCCCAUCACGGCCCCAAAGACAGAGUCACUUGGUUGCUGGAAAAAUCUUUGGGGAAAGCUGGUAUAAGCUACACACUGACCUGUCCCCAGUGUUUCCAGGUAAUGACUUGGCACUCCAGAGAAAGUUUCAUGCUGUUGCGUGUGGUGGCUCCAAGCCAAGCACCUGGCAUGCAGGUCAGCCCUUCCCAGCAGGGCGUGGCGUCGUCCUCUUCACAGAUGCCACGUUGCAGCCCCAAGGCCUCACCAUUUUGCGUUUUUUAGAAACCCAUUUUCUUGGUCAUUUAUAAAGCUGCUUUAUAGAUAUCUUUGAUCCUGGCAUGCCUUGGUUUCCUCUCCCUUCCCUCUUUCCAAUCCUGGUUUCCUAACCUUCUCUUGUAGUAAUUCUCAACUCAAUUCAAAGUCCCAAGAAUUUGGAAUGGUAGGAUGCUGUGCAGGGAGCUCGAGGCUGAGGCGUAAUCACUGCUUCGGUUCUGCUCAUCAGGGGACAUGCUCCCUUACUCAUGUUUGAUUGUCACAGAGCCCCCCGAAUACUCUGUCUAUAGUGACACACUGUAGGUGUCAUAAAUUUUAAGAAACCUGCUUUUAAGUACUAUUUAUAGGUUUUUCUGUUAUACUUGCAACCUAGUUUUAAAAUACAUGAGGAUUUUAUGAAAGCUUUAUACAGACAUUUAUAGGAAACUCAUUCUUUGAUUUUAGGUGCCAUUUAAAUUGAUAACACUUACUUUAUAAAAAGAUGCUUUUUGUCUGGAUAGAGCCUUAUAGUUUAAGAUAUCUUCAUAUAUUGCCAUUUGAUCAAAUAAAUUUCUUACUUAGAAAA
Molecule: messenger RNA, 5515 nt
Organism: Gorilla gorilla gorilla (western lowland gorilla)
Lineage: Eukaryota; Metazoa; Chordata; Mammalia; Primates; Hominidae
Gene: POPDC1
Product: popeye domain cAMP effector 1
Exons: 8
Coding region: 236-1318 (360 amino acids)
Biological process (GO): striated muscle cell differentiation; regulation of membrane potential; skeletal muscle tissue development
Cellular component (GO): sarcolemma
Molecular function (GO): cAMP binding
Source: RefSeq, a predicted model, not a curated record